Messenger RNA from Dicentrarchus labrax (European seabass), 6521 nucleotides. Its product is annotated as complexin-2. Gene Ontology annotation, cellular component: terminal bouton; SNARE complex. The record is from RefSeq and is a predicted model, not a curated record. The transcript has 4 exons. Gene Ontology annotation, molecular function: syntaxin binding. Bases 244 to 648 code for a protein of 134 amino acids. Lineage: Eukaryota; Metazoa; Chordata; Actinopteri; Moronidae. Gene Ontology annotation, biological process: neurotransmitter transport; regulation of neurotransmitter secretion; synaptic vesicle exocytosis.
AGAGAGAGAGAGAGAGAGAGAGGGGAUAUAGGACGGGCAUCACACGGAGGUUGGGCUGCAGACUGGUCGGGAUCCGUUUCGCCGCCGCGGUCGCUUCAGACGCAUCAGGUCCAGACGAGAGUCACUGAAGACUGAAAGGGAAAGUGAGAAGGAUCGAGACAUCCAGAGAUCCCAGGCUUGGUGGCUACAUGCUCAGCUCUCUUUGCUUUUGAGAAGAACAACUACAACGAAUCAGCAGGAAUCAUGGAUUUUGUAAUGAAACAAGCUUUAGGUGGGGCCACCAAAGACAUGGGUAAGAUGUUGGGUGGGGAGGAGGAGAAGGACCCGGAUGCAGCCAAGAAAGAGGAGGAGCGGCAGGAGGCACUGAGGCAGCAAGAAGAUGAGAGGAAGGCCAAGCACGCCCGCAUGGAGGCAGAGAGGGAAAAAGUACGGCAGACCAUCAGGGACAAGUAUGGGCUGAAGAAGAAGGAGGAGAAAGAGGCGGAGGAGAAAGCGGCCAUGGAGCAGGCCUGCGAGGGGUCGCUGACACGCCCGAAGAAGGCGAUCCCACGGGGAUGCGGGGACGAUGACGAAGAGGACGAGGAGAGCAUUCUCGACACUGUCCUCAAGUUUCUUCCCGGACCUCUACAGGACAUGUUCAAGAAGUAAAAGAAAAAAGCAAAACAAAUCAAACAAACCCUAAAUUCAGGGUCCAGUCUGGCUUGGGCUAGGCUGCGGGGCAACGGGAGGCAGGGGUGAUUGCGUCGGGGACUUUGGGCAACGGGAGGCGGGGAUGAUUGCGUUGGGGACUUUGGGUGUAUAGGGUUGAGUGAACUUGCAGGUUUGGGGAAAAGAGAGACUGGGGUGAUUGGUUCGGGUAUUUUUACGCAGGCAGGGUUUGAGUGUAGAUUCGGGGCACGUAGGAUUUGGGAGGGGGGUUCUUGCCAAACUGUUAGAGGCUACACACUGCCUUUCUAGAAAUCUUUUACUUUGUUCUUUUCUACUCCUCGACGAUUGCGUCAUUCUUCCCCUUUUUAUUUGCCACGAUUGCUGUACAACCUUUCAGCUGCCACUUAGCACAUUUCUUACUAUUAGUACGUUUUGUGUCCUUUACCUGUUGUUAUUUUUACACAGAUUGAGGCCAGACAUUUCGAUUGGUUGGCCAUCAUCUGUUGCCAAGCAAUGGUGACCAAUGGAGAACAGUAUUCCCUUAAAGAAGGGCAGCGGACACCUCUGUCCUCUCGCUUUUGUGGUUUUUCAAAAGGCACUGCCACCAUGUUUUCCAGUAGAUGGAGCAUGUUGUGUUUAUUUUAAUAGGUGUUUUCUACUUUUAUGAACCUGGUGUAGGUCUUUAUAUUGAAAAAAAAAAGAAAAUCAGCAUUUGAGUUUUUAGGACAUGUGCCUUCAUAUCAUCUCCUCCAGCAGAGGAAUUGUAAAUGAGGGUUUCAUUUUCAGUCAGACAAGUGUACAGCAUGUAAACACGCGUUCAAAGUAUGUACUUCUGGAAAUUGUGUGAAGGUCCAACAGUUCACAAAACUAUCCAAAAGGUAAUCUUACUUUUACAAAAGCUACACUUUCUAAGCCUGUCAGCUAGUUAGACCGAAAAGUAAAAUUUACGAUCUAGAACGUGUCAAGAACUCAUGUCUGUAUAUGAAUUUUAAAUCAAAUGGAUUUUGGAAUACAUUUUACUGAGCUCAAGCUAUCAUCCCUGCAGGCAAACAAGACUCAUUUGACCUUGUUUGAAACCCAUUUGAAAUUACUGCUGUUUUGUCAAGAAAUUACAGAUUUACAAAUUAAACUUCAUGAUUUUAGGUUGUGUGGUCCCCAUAGACAAUCAGAGUAUUGACCACUUGGAAACAGUGGGGGUAGCCGGUACUGUACAUGUUGUCAUUUCCUGUCAUAGCAUCUAUGAUUGCUUAAAAGUGGGUUCUACAUUAAGCACUUCAUUAACUGAUUGCUAUUAAGUGUCUCUUAAUUUAAACUAUUUAUUUUUUCUUCUUCAUACAUGAAUGCAAAUACCAGGCAAUGUCUGGAUUUUAUUUUAUUUUUACUUAACUACUUUUUGUGAAUGUGCUGCCAAUUUAUUUUAAUGCAACCGAAAUUGUGAUUGAAUUCACAUUCCAGCUGAGCUAACCUUUCCACUCACCAUUUAAUGCAAAAGUUCACCUUGAUCGAAGUUCAUCAACAUCGAGACCAAAGAAAUACUGGUGAGACCUUACGAUUUCUUUUGUCAAAGCCGAGACAAAGACCUGCAUGUCGAACCUGGUUUUUAUCAUGCGUGCGAGGCCUGCAGGAGAAUCGCAACAGCCCGUUCAGUGUGUGCAUGCAUCCCAAAGACCACCACUAAACUAAAAUGAUACUCUCCUAUUUCCUCUAAAGUAUUACAUGGCUAAAUGAAACUAGAUCAUUUAACUGUAGACUGAGCCUGAGAAAACCGGUCUGUGAGUCAUCGCAUCUCACUACCUGAAGAGCUCACUUAGAGCCAAGUAUAUUCUGCAUCCUGCAUCUCUUAAUCCAAUGAAAUAUCAUAGUGAUUUGUCAUAUAGCAUUUAAGUAGAUGUGCUGUAAAUGGAAACAAUCUCUAUUUAGUGAAACUACCUUAAUAUAUAGACAUUUAUCAGUAAAACAAAGCAUGUUGGUUAUUCCUAAAUGAUCUGGUGGCUUUUCAGUGGUUAGUUAUGCGACGAUGUAUGAUUAAUACAUUGUUCCACAAGUUUGUAACUUAAAAUAACAUUACGGUUUGAUAAGACUAUUGAUGGAGUUGUCAUAAGCACUAUAAAAAGCAUUUUCCUUUUUCUUUUCAUUUUCUAGCUCAGAUAGGACUUUUCACUAGACAAAGCCAUAUUGUUUAGAUUGCAAUAAUUACUUAAAAUUAUUAAAAAAGAGAAUAUUUCAACAUCGAAAGUUAAGUGUCUCAUGUUUGUUUUCUGUAAAAUUAGAGAAAAGAUAUUUGCAUAUCUGUUUGUAAAUCCUCGCCAUUCUUGUAUCUUUAAAGAUGUAUACUAAUGUAUACACAGAGAAAAUGUAUGUAGAAAAAAGAAGCCAUUGUUAUAACUGUCUCAGUGUACUACAUGUGUACUGUAAGUGUGUGUGUGUUUAUAUGUGUGUGUCUUUCUACAUGUCUGUGACGUGAGACCAUGUUGUUGACUCAUAUAGUCCUGGUUUAUACUACGUAAAUGUGUCUUUGAACUAUUUUGUGCACAGGCUGAAGCUAUGGCGGCUCCCUAGUUGUUGCCAUGUCUAAAGAAAAAAAAAUACUUAACACAUUCCUUUCUAAUGUUGAGCAUGCAAAAUGUUUGGUAGAAAAGAGAAUACACCAAAUAUCAAAACACAAAAAAAUAGACAAUGUCCUGUUUCUGUAGGAGUCUCCAGGCAACAGAAUCUGUGCAUUGGAUCCAGAAAGGUCAGCUGUGCGAUGGGCUUGUUGAGUGUUCGAUGUUCUUUGUUGUCUAAGAUUUGGUGAAGCUUGAGGCCGUGAUUACACAGGAGCUUUAGCUGAGACACAGCGCUUGUCUGUGAGUGUUACUACAAAAAAAGCUGUGUCCCAGUUUUGCACUAUAAGCUUGUAGUUGCAGUAGUAGUGCGGCAUCACAUUGGAAAUGUGGCAAAAUUAAGCAUACUCAGAGAUGUCAUACUGAGUUUGCUUGCUUUAUGAGUUGUUGAAGGUAUUCAAUCUUCAGACAAAUAAUUUGCUUUCUUGUUAACUUUUCAAAUUUAAACCAGACAUUGGUGCACAGAAGUCACAGUUUGGUUAAUGUCUGUUGUUACACAAAACAUUUAGAUGAUUCCUUACCAAAUUAGUAUGGUCAAAUACUGUAUGCUUUAUUAUUGCAAGGAUGUUCACAAGGCCGGGCUAAAUUUGCCCGAGCAACAGCCCGUUUGCCCCCCUCUGGAAAAGAAAAGGAAGGGAAAAUAAUGUUUUUGGCUGUUGGGGCUGCAUAAAUACAAGUUAGACCAGGUUAAAGCACCAUAUUAUCCAAACUUGUAUUACUUUUUGACACUUACGCAUCAUGUCGCGCAAUAUUUUUUAUAUUAUGUCGUCACAUGAACCUAGCUAGCUAGCUGGCUAAUAUGUUGGCAGCAGUCUACAUGCAAUAUUGUGCGACAUGACGCAAACGUGACAAGCUGAGAAAGAAGCUCAGUCAUCACAGUAUAUGGUCAGCCUAUUUCCAUGACCACUCAUUCCAGUUUGUACACUUUUUUGUCUCCCUUCAGUGAAAUACGAUUGAGACGUAUUUAGCCCCAUGUUGGUUAAGACUAAUUUGCCAGACGAAUGUGAUUUGAACUUGAACUUGUGCCAGCUGGGCUAGAAAUCAUCCUGUGUGCUCACGGCCUGAAGACAUCAACUCUGAGAUUAAUUGAAGGCUUUUUAAAAAGACAAUGGGGGACGUGCAAUUAGAAAAAAAAAAAAUAGAUACUGUAACUAAAUGAUUUGCUUUUUGAUAAGCUGUAGUACUAAAAAAUCUAUUUUGAUUUAAAUGUAAAAUACAUCAUGCAAAUUGUCAUGUCUCUAUAUAAGAGACCAACCUGCGGAGAGAUUUAUUUUAAUGCAGCCGCUUUGCUCAUUAUCAUAAACCAACCAACCAUGUUGGAAUAAUGCAUGAGCGUCAGCCACAUAAAUUUAAAUGGUUGCAGUUUUUAGUGCAGCGUGCGUUGUUUGAGUCGUCUGAGGAGAAUCACCAUGAUUUAUUUCAUUUAUUGCAUUAACACAGGGAUUCCCACAAUUCCUCCUGCCAGGUGCCAGGACAGUUUCACCUACAGCACGUGGAUUAAGUUUAUUAAAGCCUUGUAUCUCCCUGGUGGAUGGGGAAAAGGGGACAUAAAUCCUGGACUAUAGGCUUAAUUUACGUGCCCCUUCAUGGAAAUACAGCCAUACAUCCUCUGUAUGUAAAAUAGUCUCUCAGCGGGACUCGUCUCGAGGCGUCACAGCAUGUGAACUGCCUUUGAAAAGGGCUAUUACCAUGUCAUCUGUAUGUGAGGUUUGUGGUAACUCAUCUGUCGCACAUCUGUGCUUGUCCUGGCGUGAAGUGUUGUUUUAAUUCAUCGUGGUUGCAUGAGAUACUUCAGUGUGGAAAAUUGUGUUUGUGGAGCCGCUAUGGCUUUUCAGUUUAGAUAAAUCCUUGGGUUGAUAGACACUAGUGUAAAAGCAAGGAGUUGUUGCUCUAGGGGUUAAGUGUUAGUUUACAUGGAAUAUAUAAACUGUAUAUUUUCCUACACAGACGUAGAUGUGGGUGAAUGAGAGGGAUGAAAACUGUGGAAAAGUGUAGAUUUUGACAUGAAAGGCCUCAAAGACAUUAAACAACUACAUCAGAUCUUCUCUAAAACAUCUUAGCUCAAAGGUUACCCUUGUUUGGAUGGUUUUAGGGGAGACUCUCUGGAUUAUCAAAGCAUCUUCUGUUGUCAGGAGCCCAGAAACAUUCAGAGAACUGAGAAACAGGCUUGGCUUUAAACUGCCAUUCAAAACCACACCUCACCCCCCAAAAAAAUAUUUUCCAUUAGCUUUGGUGAUAUUUCUCAUUACAAUCUAUCAACACAAGAGAAUUUAUACCGGCAGCGUGCAACCAACAUGUCGUAAAUGUUUACUUCUUAAAUAUAACUUUAUGAAACACAAUGAGCUACUGAAAUGGAGAGAACAUUUUAGGAUAAAAACCUUCCUUUAAACUUUAUCGUUCCAUCCAACUCCAAACAAGGCUGGACAUUUCGGAACGCCGUAAUGAUGUCAUAACGUUUGUCUUUUUCGUAACAUUUUUACGUACACUUACAAAUAUUAUUGUAACUGCCCUGCUGAUUCCUGCCAGUAAAUCCAGAAGUGAAAGUUUACUUUGCCUCCAGUGGAAGUUGAGAUUUUGGUGAGCUCUUGUUAGCUCUGAGCACAACUGUUACUGUGAAGAGAAAUACAUUCCAGUCUUUUUGGCAUUUGCACUAGAAUACGUUAAAAUGUUACACUAACAAUGGUUAUGGCAUCUAAUGAGUCACUAUCAACUGCCUGUAUUUUUAUUUAUUUUUUUAACGCCAGCCCUCUAAACGGUAAAGUUGAAAGGUGAGAGGUAAAAUUUAAUUAGCCACCACCGUAGAGGUAAUCCCUUUAGUCCAACACAAUUGCCAAUGUUCGCAAGUUUGCUGAUGAUGUGAGCUCUUCACUGUCCAGUGAGGCAGCUGGAGACCCUAUGUGGAAGGGCUGGAACUAACACAGACUAUGGUAACACUGUUUACCAUAGAAACUGGUGACAACAAAAUGUGUAAGAAAAUGGGGGAAUCAAUUAUAGAAAAAAAAAGAUUUAAAAGGGAUAAACAAUUGAAAAAGGGAACGGAUGUUCCUAGAAUUGAAUCAAGAGGGUCUUUCUUUUUAAUUCAGGGUGAAAAUAAUUUCAGGGUCCAGAGGUUAAGAAUGUAAAAUAUGAGUUCUUAUGCUAUUUUUUCCUUAAUUGCAUGUCAUAUACUCUAUGUGGAGCCCAAUCACUGUAAACUGUCUGAUCGAUGGAAUUGAAUCAUUCUUUUUGGAAACUAAAUGCAUAACACUAAUAAUAAAAGGUUUAUAAAAA